UAACACACUUCUCAAUCUUCUCAUCCCUCGUAUCGAGGUCUCCCUAAAUCCUUUGGAAAAAAGCAAAAAGAUGCUGGGACGGCUGGGCAAGAGGCACGCCGAGAUGGCGGCGUCGUUCGCAACGUCGGGCGCGGGCUUCGGCGGCGCAGCGUUCCUCGGGCUGCUCUACAUGACGGAUUGGCGCGUGUUCGUCACCUACAUCCCCUUCUACGGCGGCAAGUUCGCGAACGAGAAGCAGGAGUAACCUUAACCUUACGAUCCUAAUUUAUUGUCUAGUGUCCUGUAACUUGUAAUUAUAAGAAUUAGCAGUCGCU
This is a messenger RNA of Cydia strobilella, 314 nucleotides long. RefSeq lists its product as uncharacterized. The coding region runs from base 71 to 244 and encodes 57 amino acids. The transcript has a single exon. Gene Ontology annotation, biological process: mitochondrial electron transport, ubiquinol to cytochrome c. Gene Ontology annotation, cellular component: mitochondrial inner membrane. The record is from RefSeq and is a predicted model, not a curated record. Lineage: Eukaryota; Metazoa; Arthropoda; Insecta; Lepidoptera; Tortricidae.